Messenger RNA from Dibothriocephalus latus, 1602 nucleotides. The record is from the annotation of a GenBank genome assembly. Lineage: Eukaryota; Metazoa; Platyhelminthes; Cestoda; Diphyllobothriidea; Diphyllobothriidae.
AUGUCAUCGGCUGUUUCUAGCCGAGGAGUUACACUCCGCUUUAUUUUUCGUCUACAGAAGGUUCAGGUGCCGAAGAUGGACGAAAACUUUGUUGACUCCUUCUUUGGAGUGAAGAGGUUGGACGAACUCAUGGAGGCGGAGGAGAAUGACGAGACUGAGGUAAACCGGACAGUGUCUUCAUCCCCGGCCCGACCGCCCAGUUUUGAGUACUCAGAAGCUCCCUUGGGCGGCGGACUCUUAAAACGGCCUCCUAAGCCCUCCAGUCGACCAGGCUCUCGAGCGCAGAAUCCGGUUCGUCUGCUGCGCGAACGUGAGGAUCUGCGCGACGAGUAUGAGGAGGUACGGCGGCAGACGCCAACUCCUAGUUCCGCCAGCACCGUCGUCGCAAGGAUGGAGGGCAAAUUCACGCCUUGCCAGCGUCUUCUGACCAGUUCAGGAGUUGGCUUCACCUCAACACCCUCAGGAGGACUCCUUUGUGGUGAUAAGGAUAAAGAUGAUGAGGACGGUGAGAACGGUGGAUUCACUUCGACAGCAUACAGUAGGGGUGAUAACGCCCACGUCGACGAGAACGCGCACUUGAGUGAGACGGCCCUAGCCGGCCUAGCGAGUUACGAAGACUUCUCCUCAAAGAAGAACACCUUACGACAAGUGGCUGAAGAACCUGAGGCCCCGUUGACAUCUUUUCAGAGAACUCUGAUUCCCCACAAGGAUAAGAUGCUCCUUCACGUGAAGGGUCGGCGUCACGUCCAAGUCCGAUUGGUGGAACCGGUUGCAGCCUCGGUGAAUUCUGGCGACUGUUUCCUCCUCCUCUGCGAAUCUGACAUGUUUGCAUGGAUGGGUCGUUUCGCAAACAUCGUGGAGGUUAAUAAAAUUCGCGACCUGGCUGCCUGGAUUACUAAAACCCGCGACAUCGGAUUUCGUGGAUCUGUCCUGCGAAAUACGCCCGAAGGCUACACGGCAAUUGAGGAGGGUAGGACCACCGGCCCUGUGGUUGAGGCGUUCUGGCGGGCUCUGGGUGCCGCGGCGGACGGCAGAGCAAAUGCGUGUGGCCCUUCGGACGAGGACGUGAUCUACGAGACUGUAAUGCAACACACCACACGAGUGUACGAAGUUUUGGAGGACCGGCUUGAACCUGUACCAGAGGCCUGGGGCGUUCCCUUGCGCAUCUCGCUCCUAAGCUCAAAGAAGGCUUUCGUAUUCGACUUUGGAUCGGAAAUGUACCUCUGGACCGGAAACCAAAUACCUCCAAACAUCCGGGUGGCGGGAAUUGAACUCCUCCUGCAGGCCUACGCAGAACCCUACGAUUACUCCCAUACCACGACAAAUCCCCUAAACCCCAUGGGAGCCCUAGACUGUCCGGUCGCCGGACGCUCUCGGCCUGAGUGGACUUUGGUGGGCAAGCUGACAGAACGCGGUGAGACGGUGCUCUUCCGGGAGAAAUUCAUCGACUGGCCCGACGGUUCCCGGUUUGCCAUGCCCGGCAAGGCUGGAUGCCAAAAAUCUUCGGAGACUCUGAACAAAGGCUCCAAAUUAGUACUGGCAGAGUUGAAUAAUAUAGUUGACUCAUUUAUGAGCAACUGGGUGGACUCGGUGGACUUCUAA